This is a messenger RNA of Diprion similis, 6062 nucleotides long. RefSeq lists its product as uncharacterized. The transcript has 10 exons. Lineage: Eukaryota; Metazoa; Arthropoda; Insecta; Hymenoptera; Diprionidae. Bases 68 to 6022 code for a protein of 1984 amino acids. The record is from RefSeq and is a predicted model, not a curated record.
GGGGUGAGGUGCGAAUCGAGUAGAAGAAGCAGCCAGAUUUUACCCCGCAAAAUGUGACGUUGGUACCAUGAUGAGUGGUUUCGAAGAGAUUGCUUUCAAGCCGCUUACAGGAGGCGGUAGCAUCCCGUUCGCCGACGAUGACGCCUCGACGAUACCGAGCCAAUCGGCACUCUACUCGUCGGAGAACCUGCAGGGGUUCCCGGUGGAACCGGAAGCGCGGCUUACUGUUGGCCACUUCCGGGGUCCACUGCUAAAGAGCUGCACGGAGAGUAGCGUGCCGUCGACGCGGAGUUUGAGCCAAAGUCUUGGAGCGGCGAGAUCGGCGCUGAGGAAGAGCCGGACGGACGGCUGUGUUCCGGAGGUGGAGGGUCGCCGGUUCACCGGAAGUGGUGCGGCGGGGACGUGGAGGCGACCGGAAGUCGGGCCGGGGGUGGAGAACGGGGUGCAGCAGGAGUCGUCGAGUGGAGAGGACAGGUCAAAGAGCACUAACUCGAUCGACGCUCACUCCGUGAAUAAUAUCCUUGAUCAGUACGAGGACCUCGAUUACAGUCCGUCGUCGGGCCUCAGCGACGUCGGUAGUAUAGACGUGAAUAAUUUCGAAGCGACGAUGAACCUCCAGAGGCAAAAAGAGGCGGAAUCCAGGUCGAAAAAGCAGAAAUCGGCGCCGAUUUUACCGCAGACAAAGAUCGGCACGAAAAUCGGUAAGCCGAUCGAUCUGCAGACCGAGCAGCAUCGGGUCACCUCCGAGGUCGAGAUCCUCCUGCGGAAAGGUGAGGUCCAGAAGAGAGUCGACGCGUGGCUUAGCCAGAGCCAGAGCCAGAGCCAGAGCCAGGGCUUUAAGGGGGGCAAGGAGCGCCCUCUAGUAAGGUCGAACAGUAGCAACUGCUACAGGUACGGUAAGGCCCCGAGUGCCGAGGGCAUAAGGGCGAGGCCUAAGGGUGGGGCGGAGACGAUGAGCUGCGACGAACUGAGCGACGAGAAGGCGCGGCGCGAGAAGGUCAGCGUGGGGGUGAACACGAGUCGUGGGCCCUACAAGGAGUACUUGGCGAACAGGAGCAGGGCCCGGCAGCAAGAGCAGGCCCCAAAAACUCCCGCGUCGCGGAUCCCGCAGCGGGGAAACGUCGCGAUUCCUGCGAGUAAGGCCCCGAAGAACGGGGCCGAAGCGGAGAGGGAGAAGGAGAAGGAGAAGGCCCGGAACGGGCCCCUCGCCGUGCCGACGCGGCGAUCCUCGUUGAAGCGCGUUGCUGCCGCCGGCGGUGAAGUCGGGACCGUCAAGGCCACGGGGCCCUGCGCUAAGGGCCCGAGUCCGAUCGGCGAGUCGCGGCCAAAUAAGGAGGGAGAAAGCUGCCGCCCGGUUAUCGACGCGACCUUGGCGCCGACGCUUCGGGCCCCCGCCGAACGGAAGGAGGGCCGAUCGCGGGCCCCACCGGUACCGAAGAAGGCGAAUCCCGUCUCGAGCUUCAAACCAAACAACGCGAUGUACGCGACCCUCCAAGCCGAGGAGGAUCAGCCCUUCGCUACUAGUCUUGGCAGCGAAUCGGUCGUCCGAUCUCAUUACGCGACCCCGAAGAUCAUAGAGAAGAUUUACGAGCGACCGAUGCUCGUCAUCCAUGCUGACGACCUGGAGGACGUUCUCAGGCCCAACGCCGCAACGAAGGUCUCAGCGUACGGCGAUCGGCAGAUCGGAAAAACGCGAAGCACGAUCGGCGGGGUUUUUGCCCCGCCACCGGAAGACGAUGCUUUCAUCGAGAUCGAGGCUGGGUCGCGGGGUGAACUGCUCGAGACCAUCAUGGAGGACCAGAGGAAGGAGAAUGGGGACCGGGAAUCCAGGUUCGGCACCGCGAACAACCACCUCGAGACGAUAUACGCCUCCCCGAGGUCGUCGGGGAUCGGACAGGUCGGGGAACCGGUCAGGAACACCUUCACUACCUUCCGACAAUCGUCGAGCCUCGUGAAUCCUCAGGACAAGCGAGACGGUGACGGUCAAAAUGGGACUCAGGACCUCGAGGCGAAGCCAGAAGCGCCGUUAACGAACGGUGCUCUUCGAUCGGAACUGGAAAUCGGUAAGGAGAAAAUCCCCCCGGUUGUCAACGCGGUCCUGAUGAAGACCCUGAGGUUUGAACAGGAUCUGCCGGCUGUUAUAACCCCGAAAAUCGAACCACCCUCGAAAAUUGAACCGAUUUUCAAUCCGCCGAUCAACGGUUUCAACUCGCGUGACGUUCUCAGCAGCGAUUACGACAACGUUUUGCUCCAGGAUUCGCUCAGGGCAAAGGAGGAGAAGCUCUACGUUACCAAAGAGGAAAUGGAGCAUGAACGGUUGAUGGAAAUGCUGCGGAAGGGCGACUUCGAGGCCGCUAAAUCGGAAUUGGAGCGAAGCUACACCCUCUCGACACCUGGAGGCGGAAGUCCGAUAUGUUGUCCACCAUGCAGUCCACCCCCAGCUCCAACGGCUUACAUUUCGAGCGCCAGAGCGUCGUCCCGUCGACUAGGAGUCGGAGGACCUUCAUCCCCGGAAAGAGAUCCGCUUGGAAGAUUGCUCAGAUUUUUGAAGACCUUCUACAGGGAAUUGGGGACCAGGGAUCCACCCCACCUGCCGGCGUGGGCGGCUCCUUUACCUCUUGGCACGCUUUGUCCGGCUCAUUUUCAGCCUCACCUCCAGCUGAUUCACAAAAGCGAGCAAGAGCAUCGCCUUGAGAAUAUAAAAAUCGACCAGAUCUUUGCCCCCGUUAGGCUCAGUGACGGCUCAGUGUCGGAAGCGCCUCGUCGAGUGGCUAUCGAAGGGGGUCCAGGAAGCGGACGAACGACGCUGUGCCUGCGGCUCUUGCACCAAUGGGCGACCCAGGUCGACGGUGGAUCACCGGCGCUGGCGCUGAUCGUGCCGCUACGAGAACUGCGAGGGAGUUCGGUGCUGAGUUACCUGUCGCGAGAGCUCCUGCCACGGACUUCGGGGCUGGGGGACGCGGCUACCCAGGUGUGGAGGACGCUGCACCUGAUGGAGGACCGCGUCCUCUUCGUCCUGGAUGGGUACGACGAGUGUGUGGGAGGCCGGCCCUCCCUCAGCGACGCGGUUGACCUUCUGGAGGGUCGCCUCUUCCCCGAUGCCCGCAUCCUGGUCACCUGCUCGCCCAAGAACUCUGGGGCACUUUCGCCCCUCGUUCAGAGGCGCGUCAACCUCGCUGGUCUCGAGUGGCCACACGUCGAGAGACUGUGCGCAGCCUAUUUCAUCCACAACGACAUCGCCGAUCGUGUACGCGACUUCCUUGAGGUCCUUAACGCCCAGCCGCAAUCCGUUCGACAACUUGGACAACAUCCCCUUGGAUGGGUUAUGCUGUGUUCGCUCUACCAGGACUCAGGCAGCCUCCCAGAAGAGGGUAGCGCCCUGGUUCAAGCAGCGGUGAAAUGCAUCGUAAAGCGAAGCCUGGACCCGCCGCUAUCCUACACCGAAGAAAUACCAGGUCACUGCAGAAAACGGCUCGAAGACUUCGGUCGACUGGCUUUGGGAGCGCUCCGCGAGGGGCGCUGCUGCUACACGGAGGCGGAGCUUCGGGCCCGAGGUGGGGGGCUAGAAGUGACGCGUCUGGGUUUCCUCACACGGGGCCUGACCUUCGGUCAGCGCAGGAAGCCUGAGCUUUUCACGCCGAUUCACGCGGCAGUCGCCGAGUUCCUGGCCGCCUAUUACCUCACCUCGGUUGCUCAGUACGCCAACAUCCUGCGCCGGGAGCUGGAAGGCCUUCCCACCGGUAUAAUCGGGCACCUAGCGGGCCUGCUGGGCCCCAAGACCCACUUGAUCCUGAACCAGCUCUGCCCCCUCGAGGUCCCACCGCGCGCCGUUUUCUCCCUCCUGAAAUCGGCCGGCGCAAGUGACGGCAACAUCACCGCCGUCUGCAGGCUCGUCGGUGCUGGCCCCGGGUUUGGGCCCGCUCCCAACGAGCCUCGCGUCGCCCCUCUCGUCCACACUGUUCCUAUCGAGCUUGAGGGUUGGGCCCGCAUUCUCGAGUCUUCGGCCUGCACACUCGAGGCUCUCGAGGUUGUUUUUCAGGUUGAAAGAGGCUCGGAUCCCAGGUUUCUUGAUGACUUUUUUGAGGCCCUUGCCGCAAAUGAGAGCGUCAGAUUGGUCAGGAUCACCUCGCUUCUUGGACACGAGUUUCCCGUCGACGAAGCUCAGCGGCUUGCUCGCCACCUGAAGAGCGUACUCGGAAAAAAUCGACUCAACGAUUUCGAACUCGUCAUCACUUGUCUGGAGGAAUCGGCUCAUGACAGGCUCGAGUGCGUGGUCAGCGCACUCUGUCGGGGCUUGGCCAACGCCUCACCGCAAUUAGCUCGCUUAGUCUUGGACAUGAAUUUGUCCGGUGAACAAGUAUCGAGGGUAUGUGAGGCCCUGAGAAGCUGCGUCCAGGUCCAGGCCCUACAUUUGCCCCAUCUAGGAUGUGGCCGCGAAGGACUCGCCUCAGUGGCUGAGCUCCUCAAGGAACGGCCUCUCCUCGCCCUGAACCUCGCCGGAAGUUGGGGUGCCAAAAACGAGGAUCCGUCCAGCUCGGGAAUCAGCAUGGGUUCCGGUUCUGGCUCAGGGAGCAGCGGGUGCGCUUCCAGCACCCUCGGAACACUGCCUCUGAACCGGUGCUACUCGUCGCUUCCUCGCGGAGCGCCGACGGUUUACGGAAGUCUGACGAGGCCCGCCACCCUUCCUCGACUUCCGCUGGGCUUGGGGCCUGUCCCUAUGCCCAAUGAUAGGGAAAACGGUAGCAAACGCAACAGCGAUAGUGUUCUCUGCCAUCGACUACCCCUUCUUCAUCCUCUGCCGACCUGCGAUCUUCCGAGUCAUCAAGGCACCGGUUUCCACGAGAUAUUCAGCGCCAUAAGAGAGCCGAACUGCAAACUCCGGUCCUUGAACGUGUCCAAAUGUCUUCUGGGAAGUCUCGACGCCGGAUGUCUCGCCGAGACCAUUAGACUGGCCCGAAAUCUCGACGCUCUAAGGGCCGCAGGGGCCUCACGACCCGCCGACAUGAUGCCCCUGGUUCUGGCCCUGACCGAGGCCCCCUGUCUCCAGCUCCUGGAUCUGGCGAGUCCCCGAUUAGCCCUCGACGAUCAUCCAUCCCGUCUGCUCUGCCACGCACUCGCUAGAAAUUCAACCCUGAAAUUACUCAGUCUGGAGGGAUGGACGUUCAGAAUAGAGGAAUCCGACAGCCUGACGGUAUUUUCCGAGCUUCUACGAUGCACAAGCGUCCGGGAACUGAGCUUAUGCAACGCCCGACUUCACCUGGCAGUUCACGAAGGACCUCUCUCCAGGUUGGGGCGUCGGGACGACGCAGGAGCGGAACUUUUAAGGGCUGCAGAACCGCCUGCGUGUCCGGCGAUAGUUUUCCUGAGACUGGCAGGCUUCCAGGUGACAGUGAACGACCGGCUCGCCUUGCGAGGGCCGCUGCUGCUGCCGUUCCUGGGCGGUUUCACCGCGCUUAGCGAGCUUGAUUUGUCUCUAGAUAAAUCGACGAUCGGAGGCAGCAGCGGCUCGCUCUUAUUCAUCGACGACAAGAUCCUGACGAGCUUUUUCGGCUGUUUGUCUUCUAACUUCCGGAGCCUCCAGUCCCUCAGGAUGAACUUCUGGCGAGUUACGCUUGAGGAUUGCGACCGGACGAUGCGACACAUAUCGAAGUACCUGAAGCUCUGCGGGCUGAGCUUCCUCAAGAUGAACGGUCUCAUCGUCACCGACAGCGUCAAGAAGGUCCAGGUGGAACACAGCUUCCUCGGCACCGUCGUCGGCAGCCUCCAAGCCCUUACCUGGCUCUGCAUCGACGGCAUCGAGCUUUCCGAGGCGCAGGCCGCCGUCCUGGGAAAAACCCUCAGGGAUCGUUUCCCCGGUUCUUCACUCGAGAUCAGCGCCAAGGACGUAAACGUCAAGGCCGUUAAAGCGCUCGUCGCUGCCGUCGAAGACGCCGGAAGAGCUGAAGUCCUUUACACCGGAGGUGCCCAUUGCAGACUGCGGAUAUCGAAGGUCCAGAAGAACGGAAAGCACAAAAAGAAGUGAGAUGGUCGGCUGCGGUUCGGAUAAUUCAAAUUCGACACUC